CGCUCAAUACAGCACCUGCGCGUGCGAAGAUAACAAAUUGCCGUAUUAAACGGUCAAGGAAGUCAUUAUCAAAACAUACAUUCGGCAAUCUCCGAAGCGGACGUCUUCAUAUGCGCAGCAAAAAUAACUAAAUCGACACCAGUCAAUUGAUUUCUCUGUGGGACAAGUUUCACACUGAUCAGACAGAUCUCUCAUUCGAGGUGGAUAUCCAAUGCGAUGUAAAUUUGCAGAUGCAGGAGCAAGUGAAGGUAAGUCCACAUUAUCUCAGGUGUUAUCCAUUCUGUGGCCCUUAUACUGCUGUAAUGCUCGUGCACAACAGCAAACACUUCGCUCCUCGAACAAGUACGGCAUUCAUUAUUACUUUGACGCAGACGAUGGCGACAUGGUGGUUAUGCAGCGACUUCGUGGCGACCUCGAGCAGGUAUAUGCAGACACUGACCUCGCAUUAGUAUCCACAGGCCUUGAUGGAAUCUCAUCGCCUUGUUCGCUAACGAAUUUAACACGAAUCACGGACGCCGCCUCCUGUAUUGACGUCCUACUCAGCCGAAUCAUUCCUUUCGACUGUAAGAUUGUCGGAGACGCUUUCUGGUACGAAGUGACCAAAACCGGUGUUGAAAACAAAGUCGAGCCUGGAAAGCCACCUCAGAAAGAAAAAGCGACGGUAAUUUUGCAAUCCUUCAUCAUGGAAAUGGAGCAAGACGGCAGCCCGGUGAAGAUCCAGUUCCGCUAUGCAACCAAGCGCGUUGUUGAUGAACACCGCGAGGUGGUUGCUUUUUCGGGGCAAAGCCAGGUGCUGGAAGCGUUUGGGGCCGUUAUCAGUGGAGUCCGCUGUCGAGAGAAGCACUGGUUCGUCCUGAGCGAGAUAUCCCCAGGAGUGACAAUGGUGAAGGUUUGCAUGAGCAGGGUCGUCAAUUUUGACUGCGACCUACCCCUCUGUCAACCAUUCGUCGACCGAACUAUUCAAAUGCUGGCGAAGCAGAAGCAGAUGGGCUUCGAGGCAUUGCUGGAGGAUGUCGAAAGGCGAUUAUUUGUAGGUUGCCAGUAACAAAGGAUGAUAGUUAACAACAAAAUCUGGAGAAGGUAAUUCUGUGGCGAGCAUGUUAGAUUUUGGUUACGAUCGUGGUAAUUUGGUGCAGUAAACAGAAUUUUAGUAAAAGAAACGUCGUGAAUUGGGGGAAUCACCUCGAAACACGCAGAUUUUAUCAGCAG
This is a messenger RNA of Phytophthora nicotianae INRA-310, 1209 nucleotides long. RefSeq lists its product as hypothetical. The coding region runs from base 212 to 1045 and encodes 277 amino acids. NCBI's taxonomy places the organism in Eukaryota, Oomycota, Peronosporomycetes, Peronosporales, Peronosporaceae. The record is from RefSeq and is a predicted model, not a curated record. The transcript has 2 exons.